UUCAAGUCUGCAGCCAUUGCGCAAUGGGUGGUGACAGGGCACAUCGCGCCUAUCUUCCGGGACCAUCGACUCCUUCACAGCAGUCAUCCAUCCAUCUCUGAUAACGUGUGGCUUGACCGUGGCUGAUUCUCAGUCGAUGAUGAUGAAAAAGAACGGAAGAACGGAAAUCGCAUCGGGAAGUUCAUAUAGAAGGCCGUCUUUGUUCGUUGCCAGGGACUGCUUAGUUGGCACAUGGGCAAUUCAAGAGGUAAAGUGCCUUUUCAUUGCGGCGUCUUCAAUGUCGUUCGUGACGGAUGAGAUGUGUACCUCCUGCUCGGGCGAGGUGUCAUCAUUCUGCACUCAACGGCCUGGUGAGAGAAGUCUGCCUGGAAUGAUCCCAGACUGGCCCCGCUGCUUCUCGAGGUUCUGCCGAAGCCGCUAUCAUUCCCCAUCUCUGUGGCUUGGUGGAAAACAACAGCACGGAGCGGCCCAGAAUACUUAUGUGAAACAAACAGGCCGGGGCUGAUACCCGAGUAGCGCGUAGCGCGCACAUUAACGGUAGGCUCGAAAGCUUGGGCCCAGGCCGAGCCGAAGUGGGAUGCUAGUCGGCUGGCGAGCGCCAACGCAGCUGAGGAUAGGACACGGACUGGGGGAUGGAGCUAUGCAAGAUGCAGAUCGUGGAUCAGGAAUCAUGCACCCCUUUGGGCGUGCUUUCCUUGACACCGAAUCAUGCAGUGGCACCUGAGGCAGUCCGAGCAUGAAGGCUUUCGGAAGCCUGGGGGAGCUGGGCCGAUGAAAUGAUGCUGAUGAAACUCGAGUAUGUAUAUGUAUCGGGCAAGCUCGCACCCUCCAUCUUUCCCACUUCCCGCUCGCGAAUGGGCCGCUCGUACGACGAAGACCCGCUCGCGGCGUUCACUGCCCCGCCUCCGAAUGAAACUCCGGCAGAACGUGAGCUGCGACUGCGGGCGGAGGCCGAAGCCCAGCGCAUUAGUGAUGAGAUCGACGCCCAGCUACGCAAAGAGCGCGAAGAGGAAAAGAAGCGCAAGCCAGUCAAGCUGUUGCUUCUAGGACAGUCGGAGUCGGGCAAGACCGCGACGUUGAAGAGUAAAUGUGAGGACACGCACACGGCGAUCGGUGCAUGCUUGUUAUCUCCUCUGACCACAUCCCAGUUCCAACUUCUCUACUGCAAACGACGGUGGCAAGAAGAACGCUCUUCAUGGCGCUGUGUUGUGUUGCUCAACCUCGUUCGUAACGUCAAUGACAUCCUUGAUCUCCUCGGCCGCGAGAUGGCCUCGGCCACGACGAAGACGCCGACGCUGCCCAGCGCUACCACCUCCACGUCUCAGGCUCCCUCCACUGCGAUUCCCACCUCCACCUCCUCCUCCCCGUCGGCCUCCCCUCUCUCCUCGGACGACGAGCCGGAGCCCGAGGUCGACAAGCCACCUCCGCGGCGACAGAGCGCGACGCUCGGCGGUCCGCGUUCACCCAAUCUCCCACCACUCAAAUUCAAAGACCGCCACCGCUUGCUGAGGCUGAAACUGGUGCCACUGCGCCGCAUACAAGCGGAUCUCGAGCAACGCCUCGGCGCGGCCGCGACGGAACUCUACACAACCUCAACCACGUCCGCGGCCCCCUUUGAGACCGUUCCCGGCGGAUCGCAGGCGUUCCAGAAACGGGAGAAGGAGUUUAGCAUCAACUCGACGAACGGGUGGAAGAGUGCGUUGGACAAGUUCCGCUCGGGAAGGAGGCGCUCGGGGGAUCAAGCACAGCGGGGCAAAGCGAGAAAUUUGGAGGAUGAAAUGCUGAGUGUCGUUUCUGGAUGUAGGGAGGAUAUCAGGGCACUAUGGGAAGAUCGGACGGUUCGCGAGAUGCUCUCCAGGAGGAAGUCGAGGAUCGAGGACUCUGCAGGAUUCUUCUUGAACGAUGUUGACCGCAUCGCACGCGACGACUACCAGAUCACAGAUGACGAUGUCAUUCGUGCGCGUCUGAGGACUCUGGGGGUGCAGGAAUACCGUGUCACGUUUGAACACGGACAUUCCGCUGGAAGUGAAUGGCGGAUGUAUGAUGUGGGCGGAACGCGUAGUAGUCGUGCUGCGUGGUAUAGCUAUUUUGACGAUUGCGACGCCAUUCUCUUCCUUGCGCCUGUUUCGUGUUUCGACGAGAAACUGGCUGAAGACCGGCGGGUGAACCGUCUCGAAGACAGUUACAUGCUGUGGAAGAGCGUCUGUGCAUGCAAGAUGCUUGCUCGGACCCAGUUAAUUCUUUUUCUGAACAAGUGCGACCUGCUUCAAGCAAAGCUUAUGCGUGGCGUGAAAGUUCGCGAUUCGGUCCCGAGCUUCGCAGACCGUCGCAACGAUGUAGCAACGGCAACACGGUACUUCCAGCAGCAUUUCAAGGAGAUCCAGCGGAGCAACUCGCCUGUUCAGCGUCCCUUCUACGUUCAUCUUACUUCGGUUAUCGUGAGCGUUUCACCCCAACUUCGCUCGCCGCCUGCUGAUGAACGCCUCGAUCUUGAUUACCUCACCCACAACGAUCACGACAUGGCCAACCGCCCACCCACUCCCUGCGCCGAAAACCCCGGCCAAGUGUACCCCAGAUCCGAUCCUGCGAAAGCGGCCCCGCUGACCAACUCCUCCGAACGCUACCUCCCGCGCUACGUCGGCAACCCGUACCUGAUGAACGGCGCGUUCAAGAAGCUGGACCACUCGCUGGGGGAGAUCAUCGCUCUCCUCGAGCAGGAGGAGGCCAACUCGCUCCUGGACGAGGAAGAGAACCCGCUGCUGACCAAGUUCAAAGACUGGCGCGACGAGCUCGACAUGAUCCGCGCGUCACAGGGGCGCAGCUCUGCCAGUGCGUCGUACAUCCAGCUGGCCACGCCCUCGCGCAGCCGGUCGCCGGGGCGCAGUCGCUCGCCCACUACCCGAGAGGGCGGACUGUUUGUCGACUAAGAUUUCACCUUUCUCUGGGGUUGGAAGAACUGCUUGCGUCGAACAGAAUUUGAAGAAGUAAAAUAAAGAACAUAACGAGCACCUCGUUUUGUACUGUAGCAUCAUAUGGACUUUUUGCACAUCCGUGUCAGCCUGAGUUGAUACAAGUCAGGUCAGGUCAUG
Molecule: messenger RNA, 3089 nt
Organism: Mycena citricolor
Lineage: Eukaryota; Fungi; Basidiomycota; Agaricomycetes; Agaricales; Mycenaceae
Source: the annotation of a GenBank genome assembly